AUGCGCAUCGUGCCGUAGUGGUCGCAGUAGAGCUUCCCCAGUAUCAGGUUGUAGAUGGAAGUGGUCACCUGGAAACCCAGCCUCAAGGCCUCAGCUUACAAGGUAAUAUUUAUCGGACUUAUCGCCAGGUUGUGCUGUGUUUGUCCUCAUACCUUGCUCCAUUGGAAAACCUCUCCGUCGUCGAACUCCAGUGUUAAGACGCCGACGGGAUCUAACUGGAUCGAACGCCCCCAGAACUUGCUCUUCAAAUCGCUGUCUCCCCAGAAUUUCCAUCCUUUACCCUCGCAGUGGCACGCAACAAUCAUCGGGUGGUGGCUGACCUGGCAGAUAAAGAGAGCAUUGACGUGAGAUUGUAGAUUAUAUACGACAAGACACCAGUAGCGGGAAAACAACAGGCGAAUUCGUCAUAUUGCCCAAUCUGUCAAGAUUAGUAGUAGACCAUGAAAUCAGUGUGUCAGGAACUGAUUUCCAACAAUUGCUCCAGAUUUUGGAGCCGCUAUUGGAAAAAUGCGAUCGAAAUGAAGAAACGAAAUGAAGAAUAAUCGGAUUAAUCGAUCGGAUGAAGAAUACAAGAGUCGUUAGUCUAAUGUUCCAAACUUAGGUUCCUAAACAGUCAUAAUGCAAAGAAGCGUGAUAGUAGACUAUUGGAAAAGCAUUUGCUAUAUUUUGGCUCUUUGAUUGAUCAUUCCUGUUGCUGAAAAUGGUCCUGUCUGGCAUUUUAACACUUAAAAGAUUAGUAGACUAAAUCUGGUGCGACCAAAAGAAGAACUGCAAGAUCAGGAAACAACGCACUCUAAUGGACCAUGAUAUAGAAUCUCUUUAUCUCAUUCAAGGUCCCUGACAAACGUAUAUAUCUAUCUAUAUAUAUAUAUAUAUAUUUGCACAAAAUUACAAGGCCCGUUAUAAGAUACUCCUAUGAAAUGCCGUGAAACAAACGGUUGCUUGAGAGCCAUCCUCUCAGAAGCAAGGUAUCCACGAACAACAGAGAUGAAACUUACGCUAUGACAGAUCGUGACCUGUCAUGCCUUGUUCACUUUAAUUAUAUGGAUAUCAUGAAUGUCUUUCUUUUCAUGAUAUAUCUAUGA
This is a messenger RNA of Spirodela intermedia, 1085 nucleotides long. The record is from the annotation of a GenBank genome assembly. Lineage: Eukaryota; Viridiplantae; Streptophyta; Magnoliopsida; Alismatales; Araceae.